AUGGACGCAGAGAAGAUGGAUGAGAAUGAAUGGAAAUACCACGGGGAAGGGAACAAGAGCCUCGUCGUCUCCCACAGCCAGCGUUGUGUGGUGCUGCGUUUUCUGAAGUUUUCCCCAAACCGCAAUAAGGCACCAGAGGAAAUCUUACGCCACCUGCAAAACAUAGUAGACUUCGGAAAACACGUCAUGAAACAGUUUUUUGGGGAGAAAUAUGUUCAUUAUGGGGAAGUUGUUCAGCUACCUUUGGACUUUGUAAAACAGCUUUGUUUAAAGAUCCAGUCUGAGAGGCCAGAGUCUCGCUGUGAUAAAGACUUGGACACUCUUAGUGGCUAUGCUAUGUGCCUUCCUAACCUCACCAGGCUGCAGACCUAUCAUUUUGUGGAACACCGGCCAAUCCUUUGUGUGGAGAUCAAGCCGAAAUGUGGGUUCAUUCCUUUCUCUAGCCAUGUUUCGCAGGAGAUAAAGCACAAGGUGUGUCGUUAUUGCAUGCAUCAGCACCUAAAGGUAGCAAAUGGAAAAUGGAAGCGAUUGAGCAAAUACUGUCCCCUAGAUCUCUUCUCAGGAAAUAAACAGAGAAUGCACUUUGCCUUGAAAAGCUUAUUACAGGAGGCACAGAACAAUUUAAAAAUAUUUAAGAAUGGUGAACUAAUUUAUGGCUGUAAGGAUGAUCAGGACUCUCUCUCUGACUGGAAUGAACUUGCUCGUCACUUAAAACCAUUCUUCUUUCCUGCAAAUGGGAUGGUCAAUGGACCACAUUGUACAAGGACGAUUAUUAAAGAAUUAAUCCAUGUAAUAACAAUGACUCUACUUAGUAGUACUGAUGCCUGCAGGGCAGGUAACAUGAAGACGGUUCCCAUUUCACGAGGAAGGAGCUACUGUGAAGCAAGUGCUUUCAGUAAGGAGCUGGUAAGAAAUGGUAAAAAUAAAAUGGAGAGCUCUGGCUUACCAAGGGGCUGUCUCCUUUAUAAAACCCUUCAGGCUCAGAUGCUGGACAUGCUGGAUAUUGAGGGACUUUAUCCUUUGUACAAUAGAGUUGAACAAUACUUAGAAGAGUUUCCUGAGGAGAGAAGUACAUCACAGAUAGAUGGACCUUACAAUGAAGCAUUUUAUGAGAAACUUCUAGAUCUUUCAACUGAAGAUGAUGGAACAGAAGCAUUUGCAUUUACAAAGGUUCAGCAGUACAGAGUAGCAAUGACAGCUAAGGACUGCUCCAUCAUGAUUUCCCUUUCACCUUGUCUACAGGAUGAAUGCUCUGCUCAAAGGCCUGUCGUUCUGGCAUCCAAAUCCAGAUUCACCUUUUCAGUUUCUGUCCUGGACCUAGAUCUUAAGCCAUAUGAAAGCAUUCCACAUCAGUACAAACUUGAUGGCAAGAUAGUAAACUAUUAUUUGAAGAAUGUACAGGCCAAAGAUGAUCCAAUGAUGUCAAAUCUGUUCAAGGAGAAUGAAGACUGCACACUAGUUCUCCAUAAAGUGUAA
This is a messenger RNA of Emys orbicularis (European pond turtle), 1476 nucleotides long. RefSeq names its product inositol-pentakisphosphate 2-kinase (gene IPPK). The record is from RefSeq and is a predicted model, not a curated record. The coding region runs from base 1 to 1476 and encodes 491 amino acids. The transcript is spliced from 13 exons. Gene Ontology annotation, molecular function: ATP binding; inositol-1,3,4,5,6-pentakisphosphate 2-kinase activity. Gene Ontology annotation, cellular component: nucleus. Gene Ontology annotation, biological process: inositol phosphate biosynthetic process. NCBI's taxonomy places the organism in Eukaryota, Metazoa, Chordata, Testudines, Emydidae.